Messenger RNA from Schizophyllum commune H4-8, 567 nucleotides. RefSeq lists its product as uncharacterized. The transcript is spliced from 4 exons. Lineage: Eukaryota; Fungi; Basidiomycota; Agaricomycetes; Agaricales; Schizophyllaceae. Bases 1 to 567 code for a protein of 188 amino acids. The record is from RefSeq and is a predicted model, not a curated record.
AUGAUUGCCAGCUCGCUGUCUCCAGCCACGUCGCGGACGACAAAGAAGUCGCUGCCGAACGAGUGGUACGUCGCCUUGGAAGCGACGUCCCGUGAGCGUUCGUAUGUUCAGGCCAAUGGCGUGACGCGUGAUGGCACUCACGCUCUCACCGUCACCGUUAUACUCAUCCUCCCUGACCUUCACUUCAUGGAGACAGCGUCCGAGGAGGACAUCCGUCUUUGGCUGGGACAUGCGCAGAAGCGCUUCCAGGAGCUCAGUGAAAGAAUCUCUUGCUUGGAAGCCGAGAACGAGCGCCUGCAUGGCCUACAUGAAAAGACUCAAGAAUGCCUACUCCAGAAGAAAGCUAUCUUUCAGCAGCUAUAUGCCACUAUGGUUACGAUGAUGGAGGAGGAUGUUUCCCUUUGUUCUGUUAUUCGAACUCUACAUUUGAAUCUGAACAAAUGGGAGAACAAAGAGGCUACCGUCGCAAAGGGCCUGGACAUUGGUCCCAACCUACCUUUCAGGCAAGAGCUAUUGGAUCUGGCCGACUCUUGCUACAGACUAUGCCCUGAUGAGAGCAAGGACUGA